Molecule: messenger RNA, 1959 nt
Organism: Anopheles stephensi (Asian malaria mosquito)
Lineage: Eukaryota; Metazoa; Arthropoda; Insecta; Diptera; Culicidae
Exons: 3
Coding region: 1179-1850 (223 amino acids)
Source: RefSeq, a predicted model, not a curated record
AAUACAGAACUAAUCACAGAACAGCUACUUAUUCCGCGUCAAUGCACAUUUCAUUCUCUUCGCAACGGCAACUCCGUUACUAUCAGUGCAUGAACAAUCGUUUACCAUGCUAGAACUCUGGUGGGCUUCGUUAGCGGUAAUGGCAACCUUAGCUCUCAACCAAUCCGCUUGUUUUGUAACUGUGCGUACACGUUUCAGCUGUCUGUCGGUCGAUGGUUUGGUUCAUGGUAACGCUUUAUUUUUCCAGACCUUACCCCUCGUUAGUCGGAUGGAAUGCAAGUUCGAUAAACGGUACGUCAACAUGUCAUGCUUCCUGGGCGAACCAAACUCCUACACGAACCAGACUGUUACCAUCGAGGUAGAAUCAAGACGAGAAUUGAAAGAAGUAAAGGUUAGUAACGCGGCUAGGUAUCGUAACGCGUAACGCCUUCCAUCCGAACAUUCGCUCCGACCACUGCUUCCAGCUAACUGCCGCGUACUACGUCGUUACCGGGAGUUCGAGCAACCGCAUCCUGAGGCGUAUAGUUGACUUGUGUAGCUACGUGAAGCGGCCCAACAAUGAUCGGCUCAUUAAGCUGUUUCUCGAUCAAGUGCUGGCCAACCAUCGGUUCGUUACCGGCUGUCCGAUUCCGGUAGGGACACAGGUGUAUGUGCGCGACCUGCGCCCGUCCGCCAUUCGCAUACCGGGCCUUCUGCCCGAGAGUGGUUUCAUUUUCGAAAAUUCCUACCAAACGGGCGUACUGUUCGAAACGUUCAUCGAGGUACGGUACUACGGUAAGUUGACCCGUUUCCUGAACGAGGCGCCAUUGGCGCUAAACAAGAAAAAAAUUAAAAAGCUUCCAGCAGCAUAACUGGGCGCUGGUAGCGUAGCGUUAGGGAGAAGCGUUAGAAGCGUUAGCUUAAUGCGUUAUUUUAUAAGUGAGCGUUACUUACGGUACGAAUAUAUGAUACCGAGGCUUUACUGUAACAUUCCGAUGGGCUGAUUGCGUUAUGAGGUAUACACCGAACAACCUGGACCUGGUCAGCUAAUAGUUUCCUCUUCAAAAACAAAAAUGUUAAUAGUCCAAACGAUGAUGAUCUUAAUUUCAAAUAAAUUGCUACUGAUCUGGCUGGUAAACAGAUGAUCUCGAUCUCUUGUCGGGGCCGUUCGCUUCAUGUAGCCGAAUCAAUUAACUGUAAUGAAAAGCAACAAUUUGUUUUCCAUCCUGUUGUUCGUUUUAGCAAAACGUUUUAAACGCGUUCGGCCCAUUUCACCCCUGUUAGUUCCCUUUACUAGUUGCGGUGAAAACAUGGCACAGAUUUCCAUCCUUGUGGCACUGUGUGCCUGCUGCGUUAUCAUUGUCCGAACCGAUGCGACGCUCUAUCCCAUCAUCAAGCGUUAUGAAAUUCGUGAAAAUAAGCAGUACGUGAAUGCAACCGUCGAAGAGGUAGGGGACUAUGAGUUCAACCGAACGUAUCUGCUGCGCAUGGAAGCUUUGCGUGAAAUACGAGACCUGAAGGGUGGCUUCUCUUACUCUAUACGGGCGUUUGACGGUGCGAUACAGAGUGCACUGCUGAGCCGUUCGUUCGAUCUGUGCGAGUUCAUCCGGCGUCCGAACAGCAACCGGUUGGUGAAAAUGUAUUACGAUCUUACCAAACGCAACAGCAAUGUGCCUAACUGCCCGUACCUGGCCGGAUACAUCGUCACGCUGAACAUUACCGCGACCAACUUUCCGAUUCCCGGGUUUAUACCGGAGACGGAUUACAUGAUCGAAACGAAAAUAUUCACGCGAGCAGGUACGAUGCUGAUCCUCGAAACACGAUGGUACGGUAGCUUGGUUAAGUAUGAAAAUGUGCAUAAAUUUUACUAACCGUUGGGUAAGAAUGCAAACCUUCCUAACUUUAUGGGUGUGGUCCACGGGUUAGUUUAGUAACCUUGCAUUUAAUCUAGAAAUAAAGAACAUGAUGUUUAUCAUUAAA